This is a messenger RNA of Protopolystoma xenopodis, 1086 nucleotides long. The record is from the annotation of a GenBank genome assembly. Lineage: Eukaryota; Metazoa; Platyhelminthes; Monogenea; Polystomatidea; Polystomatidae.
AUGACUAAGUCUUGGGUGUCAAGGGACACUGGAGGUAGCCGACUUUUGGAUAGGUCAUCACUUUGGCCUCUUGAUUGUACAGUUCGUGCCGCAUUCUUCCGGCCCGCUCUACCUUUCCUUUUCAUACGCCCUCGCUCUCGUUUAUUUUUCGUCGGUCUUGGCGGCCUCCUUGGGGCCCAGUCCAGCCUUGUUAAUGCUGGCGUCACUCCCUCCGUAGAAUGGAUUACUUUGCUGCCAAAAGGACUAGCUUAUUGCAUCAGCUUGUACUCCUACUUGUGGUCCCUGAGCCGAGCCGUCUGUUGCUUAUGGCCCGCCAAGGAUGUCUGGUUGGCAAAAACAGGACUGGAUUCUUAUAAAAGGACUGGAUACGACCAGUUUAACGAACAUAAACGGCAACAACUGAGUGACGCAUCUGAGGAGGCAGUCUCUGACCUUCGGAUGCAACUGCCCGUCUCAUGGUGCGAAUCCGUGCCUUUUAAUGAACGGACAUCACACCUCGUCUGUCAGACCGUAUGGCAGGAGUUUUCUAUCCACCUGACUCCCUUAAGCUGGCCUCCAAAGGCUGGAGAUCUACGUAUUGCUACUGAGACUGAAGUCGGGACCUCUAUUUCUUGCCUGCAGACUCUCCGGUCGCUCACAAUCACUGGCACUGACAUCAGCAGUCACCUCCGGCAGGACGCUAAUAAGGGAUCGAGUUCGGACGACUUUGAGGUGCAAGCGAUCUCAGAUCUCGAAGCAAGUGACAACUUGGUCCGCUUGACAUCACGAGAAUUGCGCCUGGCUUUAUUUCCUCUAUCCGGGCAGCUCGAAUUGCAAGCGCUUACAGUGCAGAGCACUCGUCUGCAAUAUGUUGAACCCGGCUUUAUAGACCAGCUGGAGGCGCCUCAGCUCCGAGAUAUCCAGCUACGUCAGAACCGCUUCCUCACAACCGAUGGCCUGGGCACUGGCUGGUUGGGGGGCUUGCGUGGUCUGCAACUUCUCGAUCUCAGCCAGAACCGACUGGAAGCCAUCCACUUAGCUCGCUGGGGUCUGCCUUCCGAUCCUAUAAGUCCAGUCAUCCGGCUUGACCUGUCCGACAAUCGAAUC